Penicillium atrosanguineum is the source of this 846-nucleotide messenger RNA. Its product is annotated as lipase family protein. Gene Ontology annotation, biological process: lipid metabolic process. Lineage: Eukaryota; Fungi; Ascomycota; Eurotiomycetes; Eurotiales; Aspergillaceae. The record is from RefSeq and is a predicted model, not a curated record. The transcript has 2 exons. The coding region runs from base 1 to 846 and encodes 281 amino acids.
AUGAAAACCAUCUCCGCAAUACGCGUUCUCGCUUUUUCUAUGGCUGUAGGACAAGCCUUAGCUACCGUUACGCAGGGAAUCUCUGACGAAAUCUUCAAUCGUCUGGUUGAAAUGGCCACCAUAUCCCAAGCUGCCUAUGCAAACUUAUGCAACAUUCCGGCGACAAUAACUACGGUGGAGAAGAUAUAUAAUGCCCAAACAGAUAUCAAUGGAUGGGUUCUCCGCGACGACAGUCGCCAGGAAAUCAUCACCGUCUUUCGUGGCACUGGUAGUGACACAAACCUGCAGCUCGAUACAAACUACACUCUGGCUCCUUUUGACACCCUUCCCGAAUGUGUCGGUUGUGAAGUGCAUGGCGGAUACUAUCUUGGAUGGAUCUCUGUCCAAGAUCAGGUUGAGUCGCUCGUUCAACAGCAAACCAGAAAUUAUCCGGAGUAUGCACUGACAGUCACGGGCCAUAGCCUGGGCGCCUCAAUAGCAGCAAUAACUGCCGCUCAGCUGUCCGCCACAUACGAUCGUGUCAGCUUGUACACCUUUGGCGAACCGCGAACCGGAAACCAAGCGUAUGCGUCGUACAUGGAUGAGGGUUUCGAAGCAGCGAGCCCUACGACAACCCGGAUCUUCCGGGUCACCCAUACCAACGAUGGUAUCCCAAACCUGCCACCCGCUGAUCAGGGCUAUGUUCAUUCUGGCAUUGAAUACUGGAGUAUUGACCCCUUUAGUCCUUAUAACACGUAUGUCUGUACUGGAAAGGAGAUUCAGUGCUGCGAGGCUCAGGGUGGACAGGGGGUGAAUGCUGCUCAUGUCACUUAUUUCGGAAUGAGUAGCGGAGCUUGCAGCUGGUAG